This is a messenger RNA of Acytostelium subglobosum LB1, 249 nucleotides long. RefSeq lists its product as hypothetical. Bases 1 to 249 code for a protein of 82 amino acids. The transcript has a single exon. The record is from RefSeq and is a predicted model, not a curated record. Lineage: Eukaryota; Evosea; Eumycetozoa; Acytosteliales; Acytosteliaceae.
AUGAGUGCCUUCCUCAAGAGGAAGGCAUUGGAGGAUGAUCUCGACGAGUCAAUGAUUGCUUUGGAGAUCAAAGGAGCAAAAGCCACCAAGCUCUUUGAAGGAUCUGACGAUGAGGAUGACGAACAGGAUGAGCCAGAUCAACAAUGGGAUGACAGCGAGUCUGAGGAUGAGUCAGAUGCACCGAGUCCCAAGAGGUUGAACUCCAAGAAGACGAACAAUACCAAACAAAAGACUACACUGCGUGAUUGA